UGAGACUCAUUAAACAUCCUUUUUUUUUUUUUUGAAAACAUUCAUUAAACAUCCUUAAACGAACACUUCCAGAUCUUUCAAUUCUCUCUCUAAUUCCUUAUCCGAUCUUUUCCACUUUAUCUCUCUACCCUGCAAAAAGAAUGGGGAAGCAAAAGGUAGUGAUUGGCAUCUCUAUGAAGGACCAGAAAGCUCGUAGCAAGGCCUUCAAGAUCGCUGUCAGCCUCUCAGGAGUUGAUUCCGCAUCUAUUCAGGCGGAGAAGGGGCAGUUAGAGGUGGUGGGUGACGUGGACGCGGUGGCUCUGGCCAACCAGCUGAGGAAGAGUUUGGGGCAGGCGGAGCUUCUAAGUGUCGGCUCCGCUGAGAAAAAGGAGGAUAAAAAGGAAGAGAAAAAAGAUGAGACCCCAAAACCACAAACUGUGACAAUCACUUAUGAUCCUUCUUCGUAUCGUUAUGCAGCUCCUUACCAAUACCAUGCUUACCCAGUUCAAGACCAACAACCAGAGUGCUCUAUUAUGUAAACUUGAAUCAAUCAAUCAAUCCAAGUCAAAUCUAUGAAAUCCAUCACUCUCAUCAAAAUGGGUGUGCAUAUAUAUAUAAGGUGUUUGGAACAAUUUUUGGCCUUGCAAUAGGAUUAUGUUGAGGGUUGGUCUACAAUUUAGUGAUUAGAAAGUUGGGGAUUAAUGGCUAUUGCGUAUUUGGCUUAGUUAGCAGGAGGAGUUGUCUGCAUCCCUAUCUGCAAAUUCAAAUCAUUAAUUUCAUAUUCUAAUUCAUUAUUUGCAUCGUGUAAAGCAAUUUUUUGCAAAUUUAUGCCAUUAAUUUGGUCCACAAAUUAUAUGUAUAAGCAUGAAGUGGCGAUUUUA
Ipomoea triloba (trilobed morning glory) is the source of this 860-nucleotide messenger RNA. RefSeq names its product heavy metal-associated isoprenylated plant protein 39-like. NCBI's taxonomy places the organism in Eukaryota, Viridiplantae, Streptophyta, Magnoliopsida, Solanales, Convolvulaceae. The record is from RefSeq and is a predicted model, not a curated record. Gene Ontology annotation, molecular function: metal ion binding. The transcript is spliced from 3 exons. The coding region runs from base 141 to 518 and encodes 125 amino acids.